GAGCAGGCCAGCGUGACUGUCUUUGAACAUGGCCAUUCGAAGAUCGAGGUGCAACCGCCCAACGCGGCGCAGCGGUGUCCUUCCCUCUUUCCUGCAGAAACAAUAAACCUUACACACCAUCCCACCCAGAGACUUACAGGCAUCAAACAUUAAUCACAUACAAAGAUGAGUAAUUCUUCUAGAGGCCGUGGGCGACGGCAAUACAAUGAUUACAACAACAAUUACGACAACAACAGCGAAUAUGAUCAGCCCGCGGGCGGCUCAGACAUUUUUUCUCGACUUGGCCCGAGAGGCGGCGGCAAUCAAGGUGGACACAAUAACGCCUUUAACAGUGGAGGAGGAAAAAGAGGCGGCGGCCAUCGAGGUGGACACACUGAUGCCUUCAACAGUGGAGGAGGACAAAGAGGCGGUGGUGGCAUGCGCAGUUUUGACAAUAGCAUGAGCAACAACAAUAACAACUACCAUAACAACAACCGACAAGAUAAUUACCAGCAACCACGAGGAAGAGGUGGUUUCAGUGGUGGAGGACGCUUUAAUGACAACGAAGACGAUCUAUUCUCUACGGGCCCAAGAUCGCAACCUCGAGGUGGUAGAAGCAACCGAGGCAAUCGAGGAAGAGGACGAGGUUUUGACGGUGGACAUCAAAGUCGUGAUACCCAACAACGAUGGAAAAGCAAUGACGGACGGCAUUAUACUCGGAAAUUCGUCGACGAAGAUAUUGCAAUGGAUACUCCUGAUGCUCCUGCCAUGAACGGGCAGGGUAUCGUCGUGGCCGUUUCAGGCCAUCCGGAUGGAGCAGAAGAAAAGCUUUUAGGAUUUCUACAACGCAAAUCAAAACAGCCAUGGCAUGCUCUGAAUGUCAGAUCGGAACAAGGAAUCAUGUACAUCACUGUCGCUGACGAGCAUUCUGCAACCGCCCUUGCACGCUUGAACAAUUAUAACUUUGGAAGCGCAGUGCUUGAAAUUCGGCAUGUUGAUGGAGGUAGUGGUGGUGCAGGUCAGCAACAACGAGGCGGACCUAGCGGCGGCGGACGAUCAAAUGCAUUGGAAGAGUUUCUACAAGAACGUUGGGACGCGCCACGAGGCUUUUUAAAUUUGGACGAGCUACCAAAAACUCGACACACCAUUACUAUCGUCAUUUCACGAUUGUUGAUGGUUGCAGUCGACUUAUUUGGAAACCAGAUAAUGACAAUAUCAUUUGCACGCAAUGGCUUGUGGUCUGUCAAGCCGCUCAAGAAGUUACCUGAACUGUUUCCCGGUUUACAAAACCUAUCUAUUCAAGACAACGAAAUUGCAGACUUCCGAUCGCUCGAUGAAUUUGCAAACAAGUUUUCUACCUUGACCGAAUUGAUGAUCGUGGGGAACCCAAUACAAACCCAAUACGAUUGGCAACAAUAUCAAAGCGAAGUCACUCGUCGAUUUCCUUCUGUUCAAAUGCUAGACCAGCAACCUGUCGGGCACAGUGUUGCACCACCGCCUGCUUUUGGAGCUACAGGCAGCCCUGCAGGGUUCGGUACACCUCCACCAGCACCACCAACAAACGUUCCAGAAACCCGGGCAAACUUCUUUGAUCAGCCAAGCUCACAGCAAGCAACGGAGGAACUGUUGUCGCAAUACUUUCAAUUCUUUGACUCGAACCGUGCAGCUCUAGUAGACCUGUAUGAUGCACAAUCUUGCUUUUCCGUCAGUGUGACUAGAAGUGCACUUGAUGCAGCUGGUACCUGGGGACAAGCACCACGACUUGUAAUCGGAAGCGAAAACAUUAUACAGCGACUCGCUGCGCUGCCACCGACAAUACACGACCUAACAUCAUCAGAAAGCGUUAUGGUAGAUGCUUUGCAGACCUCCGUCGCACAGAAUGUUUUAUUAAGCAUUACCAUUCAUGGCCAUUUCAAAGAAGCUACUGGGGCAAAUGGUCAGGUUUACUCUUUUGAUCGGGUCAUGAUAGUCGCACCAGCGCAACCUGGUUCAAGAGCUCAAAAUGCGGGAUGGCGAUAUGUUAUCCUGCAAGAUUCCCUCAUUAUUCACAAAUAGCUGAGAAGAAUAAUAAAACAUCAUCAAAGAAGCACCCAUGUGU
This is a messenger RNA of Zychaea mexicana, 2077 nucleotides long. RefSeq lists its product as uncharacterized. Gene Ontology annotation, biological process: poly(A)+ mRNA export from nucleus. Gene Ontology annotation, molecular function: RNA binding. Gene Ontology annotation, cellular component: nucleus. The record is from RefSeq and is a predicted model, not a curated record. NCBI's taxonomy places the organism in Eukaryota, Fungi, Mucoromycota, Mucoromycetes, Mucorales, Lichtheimiaceae. The coding region runs from base 166 to 2034 and encodes 622 amino acids. The transcript is spliced from 11 exons.